AUGAAGAAGUACAUGGUGGCUGAUCUGAAGCUAGAGAUUCAACCUCGCGAGUCGAAAGUUUACAUCCCCUCCUGGCAUCAACACCCUGAUCUCUCGCAGCUGAAGAAGAGCCUUAAGCGCCGUCUCAAGACUCAACUUCUUCACUUCGAGGUCGUCACUGGCGGGAUUACACUUGGCGGCCUGCCUAUCGGCACGGAUGGAUUUCAUGCUAGUCAGCUCCGAGCGAAGGUUUCUACCCUCAACAAAGAGCUCUCGAAGCUCGGGCUCGUCCAGCAUGGCUUCAUGUUCAAGACGCUGGUGAGGGCGAGCCAUCUCCAGAAGCUGCGCUUCUUCCUUCAGGGGUCAUCUCCGUUUCUCCCGCGGGUCCAAUCACAGAUUCGUCGCUUUGAUCUCUCUGUCCACCUGGCGCUUGAGAAAUACCAGUUUGCGAGGUUCAAGCGGGAGCUUCCGCAUAGUCGGGGAGGGGACGAGUUCACGCCCUCUGAGGGUCUACACCCCGCUGUUUACUAUACGGCUAUCGCUCGCUUCCUCGCUUGGUACUCUGACCAGCCCAUGUCACGGACGUUGCCCCGCAGGAUAGGGUCUGCAAGGAACAAGCUGAACCGGCAGGUACACAGUCCACAGCGAGAAGCUGCACAAACACACAGUGUCUUGCAGUCUACCAUCUUUGCUCAUUUUCCUGAGCGUGACCUGAGCCACUCUCCGAUGCGAGUCUCGAGCUACUACCUCCUCAAGGCCUUCCCGCACCGCUAUGCUCAGAUGCUCGACUGCUAUCUCCAUGGCAUGCCGAUCUGCCAGUGUCCGACGGAAUGUGAUGGAUGUCAGCGCGAGCUCGAUCCCUCCGUUGCUGCACAUCAUCUCCAGACCUGCAAACGCCGAUCCUCCAAGCUUCCCACGGCGCAUGACAACCUUACUCGUACGAUUCGGUCGAUGCUGAACGAAGCUGGUCUUCAGAGCGUCAUCGAUACAGUCGGGGAUCCUCGUUCUCGACGGCAGGUACCCUCCCAUCCUCAUGGCCGCAAGAUGAAGGGCGAUAUCCACAUCCCUGGAAUCCGCGAUCGAGGGUCCGAGCAGUACGAGGGCUUGAUGGCGGACGUGACGUUGGUCCACCCUUACAUUGGUAGCUCUGCCGACCUGACCAAGUGGGGGGAGGUCAACCUCGACGCCCUCCAUGUUGCAGCGUCUGAGAAGAUUCGCAAACAUCGCGCUGCAUAUGCCAUGACUACUCCUCCUCGAGCGGCUGCUUGUCUGCGCGGCUUCGCGCUUGGGCUGGCGCUGCCGCGUCUGCUUCUCGCUGUGGACUGUGUGCCUGCCGUAAAUCCAUUACCUCCUCGAGCGUUCAUCCCUCUUGCCAUCUCGACGGACGGUACCCUGCAUCCUGACACCCUCCGCUUCAUCUGGUAUCUGGCGGACAUCAUUGCUCAGCGCUCGAUGCCUCUUGAGGAUGCGGCGUUUGGUCGGCACUUCGUGCCUGAUGAUGGACCUGCUGCUGAGGUCUUGGCUCGCAAGCGCGCCGCCACCUAUCAGCGCCUCACUAUGCAGCUGACGCUGGAGGCGCUCUUGUCUGGUGCGAGGCGCAUGACGCCCUUGCGGGCGCAAGCACUUCUCGAGCCAGAGGACAGCUCCUCCUCGGACUUUGUCGAGUCGCCCGAGGAGGAGUCUUCGAGUCGCCGGAGGUCUCCGACUCCGAUGGGGGAAACACUUCGAGUGGCGCCGACGACCGGCGCGGACUCCGCUAGCGAGGCGUCUCCGUCCCUGUGA
Guillardia theta CCMP2712 is the source of this 1761-nucleotide messenger RNA. RefSeq lists its product as hypothetical. The record is from RefSeq and is a predicted model, not a curated record. NCBI's taxonomy places the organism in Eukaryota, Cryptophyceae, Pyrenomonadales, Geminigeraceae. Bases 1 to 1761 code for a protein of 586 amino acids. The transcript is spliced from 6 exons.